Pteropus alecto (black flying fox) is the source of this 1029-nucleotide messenger RNA. It is a transcript of the gene EXOSC7, whose product is annotated as exosome component 7. The transcript has 8 exons. Lineage: Eukaryota; Metazoa; Chordata; Mammalia; Chiroptera; Pteropodidae. The record is from RefSeq and is a predicted model, not a curated record. Gene Ontology annotation, biological process: U5 snRNA 3'-end processing; exonucleolytic trimming to generate mature 3'-end of 5.8S rRNA from tricistronic rRNA transcript (SSU-rRNA, 5.8S rRNA, LSU-rRNA); U1 snRNA 3'-end processing. Bases 35 to 910 code for a protein of 291 amino acids. Gene Ontology annotation, cellular component: cytoplasmic exosome (RNase complex); nuclear exosome (RNase complex).
CGCAGGCCGAUGACGCAAGAGGCGGCUCGGCAGCAUGGCGUCCGUGACGCUGAGCGAGGCGGAGAAGGUGUACAUCGUGCACGGCAUCCAGGAAGACCUCCGCGUGGAUGGCCGUGGCUGUGAGGACUACCGAUGUGUCGAAGUGGAAACCGACGUGGUGUCCAACACCAGCGGAUCUGCCAGGGUCAAGCUGGGUCACACGGACAUUUUGGUGGGAGUGAAAGCAGAAAUGGGGGCGCCGAGGCUGGACAAGCCAAACGAAGGUUAUUUGGAGUUCUUUGUCGACUGUUCAGCCAAUGCCACCCCUGAAUUUGAAGGUCGAGGCGGUGAUGACCUUGGCACAGAGAUUGCCAACACCCUGUACCGGAUAUUCAACAACAAGAGCAGUGUGGACCUGAAGUCGCUCUGUAUCAGUCCCCGGGAGCACUGCUGGAUCCUCUAUGUGGACGUGCUGCUGCUGGAAUGUGGCGGAAAUUUGUUCGAUGCCAUCUCCAUUGCUGUGAAGGCCGCUCUCUUCAAUACAAGGAUACCAAGAGUUCGUGUUUUGGAAGAUGAAGAGGGGUCGAAGGACAUUGAGCUGUCUGAUGACCCUUAUGACUGCAUCCGGCUAAGUGUGGAGAAUGUCCCCUGCAUCGUCACCCUGUGCAAGAUUGGCUACCGACAUGUGGUGGACGCUACUCUUCAGGAGGAGGCUUGCUCCUUGGCCAGCCUGCUGGUGUCCGUGACCAGCAAGGGUGUGGUGACGUGCACGAGGAAAGUGGGGAAGGGCAGCCUCGACCCAGAGAGCGUCUUCGAGAUGAUGGAGACUGGCAAGCGAGUGGGCAAGGUGCUGCACGCCUCCCUGCAGAGCGUCCUGCACAAGGAAGAGAGCCUGGGGCCCAAGAGACAGAGAGUCGGAUUCCUGGGGUGACGAGCACAGCAACCCCAGCGCAGGGGGCUGGCUUUCACCUUCCCCUUUAAGCCAAAGUUUGUAUUUAUUUUUUUUAACUAUUGUGUACGUGUGAAAUUAAAGUCUGUUUUCUGGUCUGG